Molecule: messenger RNA, 3342 nt
Organism: Naumovozyma castellii
Lineage: Eukaryota; Fungi; Ascomycota; Saccharomycetes; Saccharomycetales; Saccharomycetaceae
Product: Zn(II)2Cys6 transcription factor
Exons: 1
Coding region: 1-3342 (1113 amino acids)
Source: RefSeq, a predicted model, not a curated record
AUGGACACAAACACUACUGCGCCCACUGUGGCAGAUCAAUCCUCGAAUAGCGGGUCCUCACCGAAUAAUGUAAAGAUAAAAAGACCCAGGAAGAAAGUGUCCAAGGCCUGCGCUAAUUGCAGGAGAAGGAAGAUUAAAUGUACCGGAACGUAUCCGUGCUCCAAUUGCGCCGCUUACCAAUGUGAAUGCAUAUUCGAUGAUCUUAAAGAAGACUCAUCAAAUCCUUCUACUGUAGGGGGAACCACUCAGAAAGUGACCAAGACGAAACGAAAGUCUCAUACUAAGAAACAUAAUGAAGAAGCAGCUUCACAGCAGUUGAAAUUUGACGAGACAAAUUCAGUUCAUGUGGGAAUUCUGCCCAUUAAUGGCUCUUCUGUAAAUAAUAAUACUAAUACUAAUACUGAUAAUACAACUUUUGUUCCUACUACCCCUUGGAACGAGGGAGCAUACGCUAAUGAGGAACGUUUCAAUGAGUCAGGUAUUCAAUUUGAUUCUAUCAAGAAUGGUAAUGUUCCUUUGAGAUCAAGUGAAAACUUGCCAUUGCUGGCGUCUCCGCUGGAAUCCCGCGAUGGAAUCACAGAAGAUUCAGAAUUUGCAUUCUCACUUAAUGACCAGGAACAACAGAAUAGCCAACUAUCGGCAAGUAAUGGGUUAUAUGAGGACGAUUUGGGUAUAAGAGAACAAAUAGAUAAAUUUAGAGGCGCUAUAAAACAAUUGAAAUCACUACCCGGUGAUAAUCCUGUCAUACUGAAGGCAAUCGAAACUAUUAAGAAACAAAUGGUGGAAUAUAUGGAUAAAUGGGAACCUAAGAUCAAUUUAAACAAUUCAGUAAAUUCAUCCAGUUUUGGCCCAGAGUAUGAUGAUAAAUCGAUCGAAACUUUACUUAUGAAAAACAAAUAUAGAGAUAGAGUUAAUUUAACAAGUUUUUCAGUGUUCCAAGGUAAAAAUAAUUUGAAAAACUCAGAUGAAGACUCUGAAUUCUUCUCCAAAUUACCAUUAAUCGAUGAAGUAUUUGGGUUAUACUCCCCCAUUCAAACAUUAUCGUUGCGUGGGAUUGGGUUCCUACUACACAGACAUGUCAUUAGUAAAGCAUCUUCAUUAAAUAUAGAUUACUUAAAGGCAACAGUCUAUAUGAUGUUAAGAUUCUUCGAUAUUUGUUGCAUAUAUCUUAACGAGAGUUGUUUAUCAAUUUCCAACCCAUUGGAGUAUUAUUUACAAAGGAAAGAUGCUCAAUUUAAUUCUCCAGUGAUAAGAAGUCCUUCAUCCUCUACAACAAGUCCCAAAGGUGCCAAUAAUAAGGAUCAGGUCCUUUUUCUUUUAUCUAAAUUACCAUCCACAUUUCUUGAAAAAUUAACAACAGUGACAUAUCCACAAUUGGUAGCAACAAUGAAUAAUGAUUUGGAAAUGUUCAGUCUCCUAAUUAACAUGUACUCUGCUCACAAAAAUAAUGUUGAAAAGUCAAUGUUGAAUAUUACAUCUCGUAAUAUGAAAGAUCCAUCCGCAUUCAAUGAAGAUAUCUAUAAUGAUUCAGAAGUGGAUGAUAUCUUACUAACUCUAUGUUAUAGUUAUUAUAAUGCCACAUUAUACCAUUUGGAUGAAUACAAUUCAUUGGAAUAUUUGGAAAUAUUGUUAGCCCUAUUAGAACAUCAGACAUGGUUAGAUGAGCAUUACGGUCUGGAAAAAGUCUUAACAGUCGCUGUUGGAUGUGCAUACAAGAUGGGUCUACAUCGUUGGGAAUAUUAUGUCGGGUAUGAUGAAGUUGUGGCAGAAAGGAAAAGAUUAUUAUGGUGGAGAUUAUAUCGUUGUGAAAAAUUUUACUCUUUGAGAACAGGUGAAUUGUCUUCCAUCAAUGAUGAAAAAAUGAAUUGUCUAUUGUUUAAAGAGUUUAGAGAUGUUGGAUUUGUCGAUCACAAAGAUUUUAUACAGAGAGUUCAAGAUGUAUCUAGAAAUGAAAUUUUUGAUAGCAUGUCCAUUACUUCACUCAGAGACUAUGGUGAAUGUGCCCUAUUCCAACUAACAAGUGAAUUUUUUGCAAAUGUAUUAUAUUCUGAACAUUUCACAUCCAUAAGGAACUCAGCUAAACCUCUAUGCUUAAGAGUUAGACUACUCAAUGAAGUCUUUGACCAAAUUGACAUAUUAAAGGCCAAUUUUGAUAAAGUCAAAGAGCAAACAUAUAAAUUAUUUGAAAUUGUAACUGAUCAAUCGAAUCCACGCUAUUCUAACUUAUUAAAGGAAGAUGUACUUGUGGCGACAAAUCAUGUCUUGUUUCAAGAACACAUGUUCUGUACAAUUCUAAGUUCUGCUAAUAAUUUGAUUUCUAGACUAUCAGUUUGGCCAAGGCCACAAAUAGUUACAAAUAGAUUGAAUGACUAUGCCAAUGAACUUUACAAAACGUGGGUAGGGAUGGGGAAACUUCUCGUCACUUUGGAAAAUGAUUAUGCUGUUUGGCGAGGGAUGAUGCCAUAUUUGAUAGUGUUUUUAUUGACAAUUACAAAGACUUUUAAUGACUCCAAUUUUUUCAAAGAAGAAGAUCUUUUGACAAAUUUAAGAAUCUUCAAACGUUUGGAAAAUCUUUUCCUAUACCUCGAAAGUGAUUCCAACAAGCAAGUUUUAACCUCUCGCACUUUGAAGGGAUUUUCAAGAAGUUUUUCAUUGUCCAUAAUCCUUACUCGUAUUUUAUUACUCGAUUUUAUGAGUAACCAUAAUAUAUCAGUGGAAGACCUGAAAAAUAUAAUAAUAAUCAAUGGUGCCGAUGUUGUGGAUUUGAUUGAUGUUAUCCUUGAUUAUAAAUCCCAUAUAUACAAAUAUCUUUUAGAGGCUGUUCAAAAAUCGGGACUUCACUUAAAUGUCAAGCAAAUGUUAGAGAAUGAUAAAAAAUUCAUGAAUUUGAAAAAGAUCCAAUCACUGAAGGAAAGUUCAUUUGUGAAUUCCAAUGAACCUCAAAUGCCAGUUCCAAUUCAUUACAACGCAGUUAAAUUAUAUCCUGCAACCUUGUUACAACCAAUCUCACCAAGUAAAAAUAUGAGCCCCACUGAUCACCCUCCUCUACCAUCAAUAAAGACAAUAACGACGCCAAAUGUAAUGAACACGUUGUCACCUUUAACUACAACGUCCCCUCAGGCUCGUUCACCCCAGCCACCACAGGAAUUAUUAUAUCAAUUACCAGAUCAAGAAUUACAAGCGGAAAUACAGACACAAACUCCAUUCUUAUUUUCUUCCAUUGAUAAUAAUCCAUCUAAAAGUUACAAUCUGGGGACACUAGAAGAAUUCGUUAAUAACACAGAUUUAAACGAUUUGUACAGUGUCCUUUGGAAUGAUAAUAUUCCGGAUUCAUAUCAGUAG